UCCACCUCCACCGACUUCCUUUCAGAUAAAGCCACUUCUGCCUUCAUCAGGCGCGUCCUCUGCUCGCAGCAUCUCGCCGAAAGAGGCGGUGGCACUCCCGCCCCGAUCGAAGAACUCCUACCGCCCCUCACGAGCCGGAAUGAUGUCGACCUCCAGCUCUACGCCCUGCUUGCCGUCAUACUAAGGGACUUUGUGCAGGCAUGGUACAGCAAGAUCACCCCCGACGAGACUUUUGUGACCGAAAUCAUCCACAUCGUUGCGCACUGCACGCGGGCCCUUGAGCAGAGGAUACGGGAGGUUGACUUGGAGAGUCUGUUGCUUGACGAGCUUCCCGACUUGCUCGACAGGCACAUAAUUGCCUAUCGUACAGCCCAUGAACCCGUUGCGCGGCCUCCCACGCAAGCCGACCCACGAGAAAUCUACCACGCGCUCUGUCCCAUAGCCCCGCUCUCUCCGGUCCCCAAGCCCGACGAUCCCCAGUCGGUCGCCAAGCAGAAAGAAAACGAGACGGUCUACCGCCAGCUCCUCGUCCAGGGCGUCCUCGCCGUCCUCCUCCCCACCGAAGACCUCGAGAACGAGUGCCUGACGUCCUUGGUUGGCGAGAUCUUCUCCGAGCUCAUCAUCGGAAACGUCUUCAUCAACAGGCUGUCGCAGCCCUGGCUGAUAUGGGAGUGUCUGAUUAUCCUGACCAGGGUGCUCGGCAGGAAGAAGGGUGCGGAUUCGGGGAAGACGGGUCCCGAGCAGCAGCAGUCGUCCCGGCGGACACGGUCGCCCCAGACCAUAUUCUGGUCAUUUGUCCAGUGGCUCUUCCUGGCUUUCUCGUGGGGUCGAGUCGUCGUGCUGGCGUUAGCGAGCGCCCCGUCUUUGCCGGCCCGCUCUCACCUAGCGGCGGACCAGAAACGUCGGGCGUCCAAGGGAGGAGCGUCUUCGGCUGCCGCGCCGCCGCCUGAGAAGGUCCCCGUCGUGACGUUCAAGCUGUGGACUUGUGUUUCGGACUUGGUCGAACUGGAUGCGCGGAUGCCGUGGUUAGGCGGGACGUUGUCCAUGCUUCAGCUCGCCGCUGUUAGAGGGCCCUGGCGGCCCGCUGGCCUAGAUGGGCCACUGGAUAGGCUUUUCUCGCACGCGAUUCGCAAUCGCAUGCUCGACCCAUCCCACCUCCCCGUCCUGCUCCGCUCCAUCCGCGGCGCUCUCUUCCCCAACAACGCCCCGGGGACCUCGACCCUCGUCGCCCCUUCAUCCGACCGCCAGUUGCGCGCCCUCCGUCGCCGCUGCGCUAGCGCGCUUUGGGCCCUCUUGCCCGGAUGGCUGUCUCGGCUUUACCUCAGCGGUCGUCUCACGAGUCUCCUCUUGGGCGGGUUUUCCCUGGAAGGGAUACUCGAUGUCUUUUCCGACGAGUACUGUAACAGGCAUCUCCUCUACGGCGUGCUCGAGCUCAUCCUUGUUCGGCUGAUGCCUGAGUUGGCGGAUAAGGGGGUGGCGGAUUUGUUGGAUGAGAGGUUG
Molecule: messenger RNA, 1500 nt
Organism: Sodiomyces alkalinus F11
Lineage: Eukaryota; Fungi; Ascomycota; Sordariomycetes; Glomerellales; Plectosphaerellaceae
Exons: 5
Biological process (GO): endosome to lysosome transport; early endosome to late endosome transport; protein targeting to lysosome
Cellular component (GO): extrinsic component of endosome membrane; late endosome; early endosome
Molecular function (GO): phosphatidylinositol binding
Source: RefSeq, a predicted model, not a curated record